Messenger RNA from Haplochromis burtoni (Burton's mouthbrooder), 2438 nucleotides. Its product is annotated as major histocompatibility complex class I-related gene protein. Bases 294 to 1370 code for a protein of 358 amino acids. NCBI's taxonomy places the organism in Eukaryota, Metazoa, Chordata, Actinopteri, Cichliformes, Cichlidae. Gene Ontology annotation, biological process: immune response. The record is from RefSeq and is a predicted model, not a curated record. Gene Ontology annotation, cellular component: external side of plasma membrane. The transcript has 6 exons.
UGCCUCUGUUCUGAGUUUUGAUUUUUGUGAGUUUUAUUUUAUGAGGAGGUUUUGCCAGCAAUAAAAGCUGCGUUUUGAGUUCCAGUCCUGCGUUUUCUGUGCUUUUUCCUGUCUGCCUGCCACACAGCCUAUCAUGACAAGUGUAGGGUAAGAGUUAAGGUUGUGUUUGGUUUCAGUUGAAGUUGAACAUACCUGAAGACGCAACCUGAACCAGGAAAUCCCUUCAAACUGAACAAGCCUGUAAAACCAAAUGACUCUUGUUAAUUCUUCAGUUUAACUCUAACACGCUGAACAUGGUGGUGAAGCUAGUGAUCCUGUUCCUCCUUUGUCACACUGCAUCUGCAGUGAGUCAUUCUCUGAAGUAUCUUGUCACUGGAUCCUCUGGAGACCCAAACAUCUCAGAGCUUAUGUAUGUUGCAGUGGUUGAUGACACGGAGGUGCUUUAUUGCGAUGCCAGCAAGAAGAUAGUAGAACCAAGACAGGACUGGGUGAAAAAAAUGUUUGAUGACAACCCUGACAUGUUGUUGGGGUACACUCAUGAGUGUUUUGAGCAUCAGCCAAUUUUUUUCAAAAGCUUGAUUUCUAAUUGGAAGCAGCUUUUAAACCAAAAUGAAGGUGUUCACAUUUUACAGAGCAUAAUUGGCUGCAAUGUGAAUGAAAACUCUGGAGAGGUUUCAUGCUUUUUACAGUUUGGUUUUAACGGAGAAGGUAUUUUUGAAUUUGAUCCGAAGACAAAGACAAUCAUCACACUGAAACCAGAGCUUCAAAUUAGCGAACAGAUGCUGAAUGAUCACAGAAAUCUAAUUAAAUACGUUGAAAACCUCUUCAGUAUGUUUCAUCCGAAACUGAAGAUUUUUUUGGACUAUGGGAGCAGCUCUUUGAACAAAAAAGUUCCUCCCUCAGUGUCUCUUCUCCAGAAGACUUUCUCCUCUCCAGUCAGCUGCCACGCUACAGGUUUCUAUCCUGACAGAGCCGUGAUGUUGUGGAAAAAAGAUGGAGUGGAGAUUCAUGAUGGUGUGGAUCUUGGAGAAAUCAUCCCCAACAAUGAUGGGACCUUCCAGACAAUUGUUGAACUGAAUGUUUCAUCAGUCACACCUGAAGACUGGAACAGAUACGACUGUGUGUUUGAGCUCUCUGGUGUUAGGAACAUCAUCACAAAACUGGAUAGAACACGAAUCAGAUCCAACAGGAGUGAGAGAACCGAUAAUCCCUCUGACACAACAGCUCCAGUCAUUGCUAUAGUCGUUGCUCUUCUUAUUUUCAUCAUCAUUGCCGCCGUUGGAUUUGCUGUUUACAAAAAGAAGAAAGCUCCUGAGAACAGCACUGAAGUCUCUGUGAGACUCAAUCAAGAGACUUCCUCAUCUAUAUAGUAUUCUAUUUUUAAUUAACUCUUUUGUUCUUUAAUGUAAACCUGAUGGUUUGUAGAAUUUUUUUUCCUCUUAUUAUUUUAAAAAGAUUUUUUAAUCAUUUAAGUGACUUGCACUAGCUUUAUUUUUUAUGUCAUUCACGCAGCAAAGAGCGGUGUAAAAGUGAAGAAACAUUAUGACAAUUCCAAGGCUCCAUGAGCAGUGGCGGAGCCAGGAAAUUUUCAGUGGGCUGGCCAGGAUGGAUCUGUGAUCAUUCUGGGUUGGUAUACAUAUCUCACAGAAAAUACAGAGCUAUUUAACCCUUCUAAGUGGGAGUGUUCUCAUUAAAUCCCGGUAGAAUUGCAACCAAAUAAGCUAGAGCAAAAAAUUUUUUGCAUAUAAAAAGGAGGAGUUGUAGUUACAUAUCAUGCAUUCAACUUGUCCGAGGUUGCCGUUUCCUUCCAUUAUUGGCUUUGCAAAAAUAGUUUAAAAAGCGCAUGCAAGAAAAAAACCCAUUAUAAUCCAACAAAGAGCUUUUCUGAUCUAAUCAGCUGUUCACAGCACUUUGGAAUAAACAUCAUCAAGUUUUUAGCAGAAACUAUCACAAGUCCGCCGUUACGUCCAAAAACUGGAAGUGAUGUCAUUUUCGCGGCAAAUGUAGUUCUUUUCCCUACAAGCUCUUUCAAAAAGUUCACUGGUGGUAUUGAAAGUCAUGUCUGACUUUAUGCCUUUCUGUAUAGUUCCUGGGAGACUUUAAAACUUAAAUCGUACUAUUGGAAAUAGUUUAUUUUGAUGCACAUCCUGUAUUUUGCAAAGUUUAAUUGCAAUUUUGCAAUAUGCAAAUAUGCAAAUAUCUUUGUUUUUGCUGUAGUUUAUACAAAUUAAUUUAUCUCAAAUUAAAUUAUGAAGACACUGAAAAUAAAUUUCCUGUAUUUGGAAACUAUUUUGUGCAACUUUUUUGCAGUUACAGUUUUGGGGGAUAUACCUCUGAAAUUUCUGUAAUUAGAAAACUGUGUAAAAAGAAAAAACGAAAAACAAAAACAAAACCAACCAACAUACCACACAAACAAAAAAAACAAAACAGAAAUUAUU